This is a messenger RNA of Chaetomium fimeti, 3524 nucleotides long. Its product is annotated as glycine cleavage system P-protein-domain-containing protein. Gene Ontology annotation, cellular component: mitochondrion; glycine cleavage complex. The transcript has 4 exons. Gene Ontology annotation, molecular function: pyridoxal phosphate binding; glycine binding; glycine dehydrogenase (decarboxylating) activity. Gene Ontology annotation, biological process: glycine decarboxylation via glycine cleavage system. The record is from RefSeq and is a predicted model, not a curated record. Lineage: Eukaryota; Fungi; Ascomycota; Sordariomycetes; Sordariales; Chaetomiaceae. The coding region runs from base 131 to 3331 and encodes 1066 amino acids.
CAUCUUCCCGACUCGGGUCCCGACUUGCGGAGUGGCGGUAGGCGGUGUUUCAAGGGAGGAAACAGUCAAGAAUUUUUGAAAUUGGGGCUUCUCAAUUUCUCGGCUUCCCGCCCACUUACAACGAGCAACAAUGACUGCAUCACGGCAAAUUGGCCGUCUUGGCCGGUCCCUGGGUGCUUCCGUGCUCGCAUCUCGAGCCGCUGCACCUGUGGGACGGCCAUGGACCUACGCAUCUUGCUCACGGAGCACUGCUAUCAGGUGGACGAGCUCGGCCACUGACACAACCCGGGCACGCCCCUUCGUCAGGCUACCGGAACUCUUCCCGACUCACGAGAACUUCGCGGGCCGUCACAUCGGCCCCGACGACGACAGCUCCCAUCAGAUGCUCAAGGCGCUCUCCCCACCGGUCGAGUCCAUGGACAAGUUUAUCCAGCAGGUCAUCCCCGCCGAUAUCCUCUCGUCCCGUGAGCUCUUCCCGCGCCGCCGAGACUCGUUCGACUCGGCCGCCAGCCGGGCCACCAAGGAAGGCCACCAGGAAUGGGAGGUGCUGGCCCUUGGGCGGGCUGCUGCCGAGAGCAACGAGUCUAGCAGGAAGAACUUCAUCGGUGCCGGCUACUACGGCACCAUCACCCCCGAGGUGAUCAAGCGCAACGUGCUCGAAAGCCCCGCCUGGUACACCAGCUACACCCCCUAUCAACCCGAGAUCAGCCAAGGUCGCCUCGAGUCGCUACUGAAUUUCCAAACUCUGGUCUCGGACUUGACCGGCCUCCCCAUGUCGAACGCCAGUCUCCUAGACGAGGGCACUGCCGCCGCCGAGGCCAUGACGGUGUCGAUGAAUGCCCUCCCCACGUCCAGGGCUAAGCGCCCCGGCAAGACCUACGUCGUCGACAAGAACGUCCACCUCCAGACGCUGAACGUAUUGCGCAGCCGUGCUGAAGGGUUUGGCAUCAACGUUCGGGUGAUGGACCUGUCGACCUCCGAUUUCUCCGAGUUGGAGAGCGUAGGGGAUGAUUUGGUUGGUGCGCUGGUUCAGUACCCAAACACCUACGGCCAAGUGCGCGGCUUCAAGGGGCUUGCCGACGCCGUACACAAGCAGGGCGCGCUUCUCAGCGCCGCUACCGACCUGUUGGCCCUCACGGUGCUGACACCGCCCGGGGAGUGGGGUGCAGAUAUCGCGUUUGGCAAUUCCCAGCGGUUCGGUGUUCCCUUGGGAUUCGGCGGUCCCCAUGCCGCCUUCUUCGCUAUUACAGACAAGCACAAGAGGAAGAUGCCUGGUCGUCUGAUCGGUGUCUCGAAGGAUCGCCUCGGGGAUCGGGCUCUCAGACUGUCUCUACAGACCAGAGAGCAGCACAUCAGGAGAGAGAAGGCUACGAGCAACGUCUGCACGGCGCAAGCGCUGCUGGCCAACAUCAGCGCCUUUUACGCUGUGUACCACGGCCCUGGGGGUUUAAAGAAGAUCGCCGAAAGAUGCAGCCUGGGCGCAAGAGUUGUCCAGUAUGCUGCUCGUCAUUUCGGGCUUGACUCCGGAUCGGACGCGGUGGCUUUUGAUACUGUUGUUAUUUCCUGCCCUGGCAAGGCCCAAGAGAUCAAGAACCUCGCCAGGGAUGAGGGCAUCAACAUCCGGCAGGAUGGUUCUGAUAGUGUCAUCAUCAGCAUUGACGAGACUGUCGAGGAGCGCGACCUUCUCGCUUUGAUCAAGGUGUUCGCCCAGACUGGCGGUAGCAACGGCACGGGGUCACUCGCAGAAUACGCCCCGCUUCUCGAACAGUUUCUCGAAGCCUCUCAGUCUGCCACCGCCCUCGGGCACAUUCCCGAACCUCUGCGCCGACAGUCUGCCUACCUCACGCAUCCCGUUUUCAAUACGCAUCACUCCGAAACCGAGCUUCUCCGAUACAUCCACCACCUACAAUCCAAGGAUUUGUCUCUCGUUCACUCGAUGAUCCCCCUCGGGUCGUGCACCAUGAAGCUCAACGCCAGCACCGAGAUGGCUCUCAUCACGCUUCCCGGCUUUUCCAAUGUCCACCCGGCGGCCCCCGCCGAGGAGACCAAGGGAUAUCGCGACAUCAUUAACGCACUGGAAGAUCAGCUCAAGGAGAUCACCGCCAUGGACGGCGUGUCUCUGCAGCCGAACUCGGGCGCUCAGGGUGAAUUCGCCGGUCUCCGCGCCAUCCGCAAAUACCACGAGAGCCGGGGCGAGCUCAAGCGUGACCUUUGCCUCAUCCCCGUCUCGGCCCACGGCACGAACCCGGCGUCGGCGGCUAUGGCGGGCAUGCGCGUCCUGCCGGUCAAGUGCGACACCAAAACGGGCAACCUGGACUUGGCCGACCUUGAGGCCAAGUGCGCGCAGCACUCGAGUCAGAUCGGCGCCAUGAUGAUCACGUACCCGAGCACCUUUGGAGUGUUUGAACCACAGAUCAAGAAGGUGUGCGAGAUUGUGCACGCCCACGGCGGGCAGGUGUACAUGGACGGCGCGAACCUGAACGCCCAGAUUGGGUUGUGCUCGCCAGGUGAAAUCGGCGCUGACGUGUGCCACUUGAACUUGCACAAGACUUUCUGUAUUCCCCACGGCGGCGGAGGCCCCGGAGUUGGGCCCAUUUGCGUCAAGAAGCAUCUGAUUGACCACCUCCCGACCAAGGACGUGAAGAAUGUCGAGGACCCGAACCACCCGGUCAGCAGCGCGCCAUACGGUAGCUCUAGCAUUCUGCCCAUCAGCUGGGCGUACAACGCGAUGAUGGGCGGAGAAGGGCUCAAGAAAGCAACCACCAUCACGCUCCUGAACGCGAACUACCUCCUCAGCAAGCUUAAGCCGCACUACCCUAUCCUAUACACCAACAACCACGGCCGGUGCGCGCACGAAUUCAUCCUCGACGUGCGCCCGUUCCAGGACAGCGCGGGCGUCGAGGCCAUCGACAUUGCCAAGCGUCUGCAGGAUUACGGCUUCCACGCGCCCACCAUGAGCUGGCCGGUCGCCAACACGCUCAUGAUUGAGCCGACCGAGUCCGAGUCCAAGGAGGAGUUGGACCGGUUUGUCGAGGCGCUGGUCAAUAUUCGGCAAGAAAUCCGCGAGGUCGAGGAGGGCAAGGCGCCGAGACAGGGCAAUGUGCUCAAGAUGGCGCCGCAUCCCAUGGCGGAUAUCAUCUCCGGGGAUGGUGAGGCUGGGGCCAAGUGGGACAGGCCGUAUACGCGGGAGAGGGCGGCCUACCCUGCGGCGUGGUUGAAGGAGAAGAAGUUCUGGCCGAGCGUGGCGCGGGUUGAUGACACAUAUGGUGACCUCAACCUGUUCUGCACCUGCCCGCCUGUCGAGGACACCACCGGCGAGGACCAGUCCUAGGUGCAGGUAUUAACACACACCAAGGGACUACAACAAGCAAAAAUCAGGCGCAUUUGGGAAUUCAUCAUUUACGCAGCGGGGGCAAAUCGGCUUUCUUCAACACUUCAAGGUUCAACCACCCAUAUACCCAACCAGCAUGCGUCGAGCAUUGGAAACGGACUUCAACCAGGACGGGGGGCUUCAACGGGGACUU